CAAGAUGUCGAGACGACGUGGUACUAGCCGGCGGAAACCCCGGCGGUCCCGAGCGGCCACCUUCCCUGCAUCUGACGGCGACGAUAACCGGCAAGACGGACGUCUGUGGUGGUUUGAAGCAGCUGUGAUUACGGUGCUACUGCUUGCGGCUGUUACGGCACCGAUUGUUGCCGUGACCCUGACUCCCCACACUAGUGCUGACUCGGAGGCGGCUGUGGACGUGACGUACUCCGUACAUGCCGGAGAGCCCACUCCAAUCCACCUGAAGCCCGCAUUCGAAGACGGCACUCAUGGUGUUCACAGCGUACCGUACGGCUCAGAGAAAACGUCGAAUGGGUCUCCUCCCAUAACCCGUCUGGAAGACCCCUUGGAGGGUGCAGUGCCGUGGCGUGUCGCCGAAAUGUUCAACAAAAUGCCAAGUUUUCAAAGUUGGAAGAAGCACCGUGACGAGCAGCGCCACCGUGCGGAUCGGAUCCACCACUACACAAGCCUGACUGCGGCCCUGGCCCUGUCAGCAUUGGAUGAGCGAGAUGAUUUCGGCUACUGGGAUUUCGGAGAUGAUUUCGGCUACUUGGAUUCCCGAGAUGAUUUCGACUACUGGGAUUUCCAAGAUGAUUUCGGCUACUCGGAUUUGUUGGUUCCUGGCAACCACUUCCAGCUUCGCCACAGCAAGAAUGACAAGGAUACGGUCCCUGCAGAUUUUGACGAUCGCCCUCUCCAAGAUGUACUCGCCAACUUGGAUUCAAAAGCCGUGCGCAACCCAUUCAAGAACGUGGGAGUUGGUCAGCUUCGUGCACAUGCCGAACGUCUUAUGAACUCGGCUGUGCCACGUUUUGAGGCCUUGAAAAGGUACUGGGAUGAGCAGAUGCUUUCCCAGAAGGAUGCUCGCCACGUCAACCACCUGCUGCACAAUGUCAAAGGACGGAAGACGUACAGGAUCGAGCGGGCAGUUCUGGAAGAUGAGGGUCGCCGCCACACUCACUCACCCAAGGCCUCACCGGAUUUCAAGGCAGAUGACUCCAAGAACUCCGACGUGACCCCCGUGAAUACUGAGAUUCUCUCAGCAACCGACGCCAUUCCUGCCUCCAAACCGAUCCAGUUGAUGUCUGAACCAGAAAUGAGUGAAAACGACUGCCUUGAUGACACAGACAAGGAUGAUGAGAACUUCGCAGACUGGAACCAUUCCCUCAACUCUACAAUGUCCGGGAAAAUGAAGGACCAGGACGAGACUCAGCUACUCCUGCAGAGCAAAACCGCCCUAACGGUCGUGGUUGGUACAUUGGUAGUGACCUCAGUUAUCUAUGAGUAUGGCUGCACGGCCUGA
Branchiostoma belcheri (Belcher's lancelet) is the source of this 1324-nucleotide messenger RNA. RefSeq lists its product as uncharacterized. Bases 5 to 1324 code for a protein of 439 amino acids. The record is from RefSeq and is a predicted model, not a curated record. The transcript has 2 exons. Lineage: Eukaryota; Metazoa; Chordata; Leptocardii; Amphioxiformes; Branchiostomatidae.